GAGAGCGGAUGUCGUCAUCUGGCUCCUGGCCUGUUGCGUCACCACGCCAAUCAUUCCUGUCGAGACCACCUGAGAGCCUUUAUAAUUGGCGCCAGUGGAAGCGGGUGAUGGCGUCUCUUCGUGUUGCAGGCCUCCUUCAACUCCCGUGCGUAAGUAGCUGCAGUGGACUGGCAGGGAACUCCGUCUCCGGCUGUGAACAUGGCCAGGACCAGUUUCUACGACUCCAAACCUCUGCUGGACUUACACAAGGCGGACGAGAGGCGAGGCCUCAUCAGAACUUUGCCGACUGUCUUUGGGCCCACCGAUUGCUGGCAGCCAGUGGCGGUGUCAGAGUCCAGAUUGGUGCCUGCAAAGAGGGAGCCAGAACCCAGAUGGGCGUCUGUCCUGCCUUCACUCUAUACUGACAGGAUAUUAUCUGCCAAAAUGAACAGCAUCUUUGUAGGGUUCAGUGAUGAAGUGUGGACCUACUCAUCUGGCAGCAUCAGUCCUGCCAAAGCAGAUGGAUUUCUGGAGGAGCCUUUGCGUCUUUACCCUCGCAGCCUGCAGCGCUUCCCCGGCCUCCAGGCGCUGGUGCCCAGCUUGCUGCGCCAUGAAGUGGAGAUAGCCCUCGAGAAGCUGGACCUCGCAUGGGACCGCACGUUUGCCUGGGAAAUGUUCUUAGACAUGAUGAGAAGUCAAACUUGGCACACUUUGCCCAAUGCUGAGCUGCCACGACACUUCACUGAUGCCACUCGAGCUGUCCUGGUCGACUGGCUUGUUCAAGUCCACGAGUUGAUGCACUUCGAGGAGGAGACGCUCUAUCUGGCCAUUCACCUCCUCAACCGCUCCCUCCGUCAGGUCAAAGUGACCACAGCCACCCUGCAGCUCCUUGGCAUAGUCUGCCUCUUUCUAGCUGCUAAGAAAGAGGAGUGCCUCCUACCUGAGGUGUCUGGACUGUGCUACCUAAUGGAUCAUGCCUACACCAAGCAUCAGCUGCUGCGCAUGGAGAGAAAAGUCCUCACUGGGCUUAAGUUUAACUUGUCAUACUGUCCCCCUUUGCAUUUCCUUUUGCUGCUCGCCUCCAUUUCCCGUUGCAGUGCUCAGAUGGUGUGGAUGGCUCGCUACCUGCUGGAGUUGUCUCUCCUGGAGGGUCGGUGUGUGGUGUUUCUGCCCAUGCAGUUGGCGGGGGCGGCCCUUUGCUUGGCCCGGCAAGUCCUGCAGGAGCCCCUGACCCCAGAGGGCGAGGCCGCCUGGUGUCUAGCCUCCGGCAUCCACGCCGGCAGUGAGACCGUUCUACUGAGAAUAAUGCAAAUUCUGGCUGCCGCUGCAGCCAAAGCGCUCGCUCAAGAGACCUGUGCUACUUUUAUCAAGUUCUCCUCCCCGGAAACCAUGCAUGUCAGCAGACACCCUGGUCUUAAAAACACCGCUGCGCUGCUGGGCAUGUGCACUUGACUUGCACUUGUGUACUGAGGCAAGAUGGUGAUGAUACCCAAGUCCAUCUUGAUUCCUUUCUGACCUGGGGAGGAAGAAGGGUGAAUAAUAUGAUAACAAACAUUGUUACUAGCCAAUGUUUGCACCCAUUUUAUGAUCGAAUAUUGCAGCUCAUUUAGAAAAUAUUUGAAAUUGUAUUCCUGUUUUGUUUUUUGUUGUUUUUUUUGUGGAGAGAAUGUGGGCUGUUUGUGAAAUGGUUUAACUUUUAAUGUAAAAAAUAAAGUGUCUGCUGCAAACUACUUUAAAA
Molecule: messenger RNA, 1717 nt
Organism: Hippocampus comes (tiger tail seahorse)
Lineage: Eukaryota; Metazoa; Chordata; Actinopteri; Syngnathiformes; Syngnathidae
Gene: ccnp
Product: cyclin P
Exons: 9
Coding region: 199-1431 (410 amino acids)
Source: RefSeq, a predicted model, not a curated record